Messenger RNA from Bicyclus anynana (squinting bush brown), 5490 nucleotides. RefSeq names its product CD151 antigen. The record is from RefSeq and is a predicted model, not a curated record. NCBI's taxonomy places the organism in Eukaryota, Metazoa, Arthropoda, Insecta, Lepidoptera, Nymphalidae. Bases 401 to 1201 code for a protein of 266 amino acids. The transcript is spliced from 8 exons. Gene Ontology annotation, cellular component: membrane.
CGUUUUAGCCAGUUGAGUUGUGUCACGGGCAGCGAUAUAACGUUUUCACGGUGACCCCUGUCUGGAGGUUUUGUCGUCGAUGUAUGGAUGUCCGCUCACGUGUUAACUGCAUUGUUUUGUUUUUGUUCCGUUUGCAAUAAAGGCGAGAUUUGCAUGGAUUUGUGACGUAGAGUUGGACGCUUUGUGGGAAAACUGUAACAAUUGUGGUUCUGUUACAUGGAUGAUAACUAGAGGUUCUCGGUUGAACAGACGACGCACAUAGCUGUACUGGAUUCACCUAAUUCUAAGGACUAAGGACUUUAAACAUUAAGGAAGUCUCCAAUGGAAUCCAGGUGACUUAUGCUGAGAAAAUAUUGUUCUGAUCUCAACAAGAGACCUCAACCUUUGCCUCCAGAGUAUAAUGGCAGAAGAAAAAAAGAAAGAUUCAAGUGCACUGUUGGCUAAAAAGAAAAAAGUGAAACCAAGAAAAUCCAGAGACGCUGACUGCUGCAGUGUCAACUUCCUCAAAUGUGUUCUACAUAUAUUCAAUGUUAUAUUUUUGUUUGCAGGUGCAGGAGUGCUAUUAGUAGGCGCUGGCACGGUGGCGUCUCGGCACAGGUUCGUGCCGCUGCUGCCCACGCCGACGUACGCCGCCAUAGCGUACCUGCUCAUCGUAGCGGGCGCGCUCGGCCUGCCGCUCAGCGCACUCGGCUGCUGCGGCCUUAAGACUGAGAAUAGAACCAGUUUACUGUGUUACACAUACUUCCUGUUGAUCACGUUCCUCCUGGAGGCUGGUGCGGGCGCUCUCGCGUACUACUACGAGGUGGCGGUGGAGGACGAGCUGCGCGCCGAGCUCAACUCCACCUUCAUAUCCAACUACGCACUCGACCAAGUCAUCACCGACGCCGUCGACACCAUGCAGACAGAGUUCAAGUGCUGCGGCGCGACGCGCUACUCGGACUGGCGCAAGAGCGCGUGGCACGAGCACGACCCGCGCCUGCUGGUGCCCGACUCCUGCUGCAAGACCGUCAGCGCGCGCUGCGGGGCGAGAGAUCAUCCCUCCAAUAUUUACUAUCAUGGUUGCAUACGACAGUUCACGAACCACAUCCGAGACAACCUGAUCAUACUCGCGGCGGUUGGCGUUGGCAUGUCUGUCAUACCGAUAUUCGGCUUCUUCUUUUCUUGCGUCUUGUACGUGAAGAUUAAACACGUGAUCGACUGACCCCGGCCUAAGCCUGCACCCCAGAACAAGUGCAAGGUAUUCGAUAAACAAGCCUCCUCUACCAAUAAACCGAUAUGUAGGAACCCCCACAGAAACCAGAGGACCGCCAAAAGGCCUCAAAGCAAACGCAGCGUCAAAAGACCUCCUUGCCCCUUACACUCCAAUCCUGACAAGGAAGAAAAGGUCCCCAUAUCUACCAUCAGCGAUAAUGUCAGCAUAUAAACUAAAAGCUAACAGAAAUGAUUUCGUUAACAACCAUCAAAUCUAAUUAUAGUUACUUUAUGAGAUAACAAGUUUUUAUUUGCGGUAAAGAGCACAGAAACACUUAUAAAAGAUAGUAAAUUUUAAAAAUGUUUUCUUUCUUUUGUAUUUCUGACUUAAUAGGGUAGUAACAAAACGUAGGUACUCAAUUAAAUACAGGAGAUUAUAUUUAGCUCUUUUUACACCCCGUCCAAGCUAAUUUUAAAUUAAUCGUCUUAAUUAUUUUCCUAAACGUGAUUUUAGCCUCAGCAUCUUAUAUAUUGAGUAAAAGUGUUAAGAUUUGUAUAAUAAAGCAUUAUGGGGAACUUCUGUAAGAUUCUUUUAGUAAAUAACUAAACUGUUAAAAAUGGAUGUUGUAGGCACAAUUUAAUGACCAAAUCAAUUCCAAAUGUAACCAAAAUAAAACAGAGUUCGCUCCUUGAUAGAGAUACUUAGAAAUUGUCCCUUCCUAGUUCAGAAUAACCGGAGAAGGAUUACUGCACAAGAGAUGUUGUCCGAUUGCUCCGACAAUAGUCGAGCGUCGUCAUACCUUUCUCAAACUGCCUUCAUCCUACACGGCCUCUCCUGAUAGGAGGACGUCCUUGUAGUUCCCUCGUUUAUCUUUUCCUGUAAUAGAUAAAUGCUAAUCAAGCAUCGGCAAUGAUAGCCCCAAGGCAUAAAUUCGUUUAACAUAACUUGCACAACUCCUGAUUCAUAGUCGUGACAGGCAACCCCCAGAGUUCCGUUAAUUUAUUAAUAAAAAAUAUAAAAAAAUUACACCUGUUCACAAAUAAAAGUUGUGACGUUGUUAAAAAUAUAUAUUUUAUUUAAUUUACACAAUUCCUGUAGUUGCAGGGUUCUCACAAAAUAUACCAUAUUUGUGCAAGGAGACCUUUUGACGUUAGAUAAAUAAUAAUAAAAUUAACAAAAAUCUUACCUACAAAAUUAAAUCAUUUUACAUAGACAUUACGUUUUAUUCGAUGAUUCUACGUGAAGAUCUGAAGAUAUCAUAAAUAUAUAGUAUAUAAUAUAUAGCUAGAUUAUAUAAACGGUGUUCGUGUGUUCAUCAGUGUUGCACUGUCAUAGAAUUUAAUGAUUGUUCGUAUCUCAUAGACGUAGCGUUAGAUAACAUGACCGAAUUUAUAUAUAAAUUAAUAUAAUUCCAUGUGCAAUGUUUUUAAUGUUAUUUUAAAUUAAGUAUAAAUUAUGUACGUGAUAUAAAUUAAAAUUCAUAAUUUGUAAUAGAACAUAGGCCGAGUAUCUUGCCUGCUCUCUAUUAUCAGUAAAGUAUAUCACUUUACUGAAUUUUCACAUUUACAACAUUUCUAAGCCUCUUUAAGAAAAAUUUAAUAAUUAUUUAUAUUUUAAUUUACAUGAAAAUUCCGAGCUCGUUUAACUGUGUAUUGACAGGGCAACGGUGGCGCCCUCGUUCAGCGGACGCCCGCGACUUCGUCCGCGUUAAAUUCAGUAUUUCCCAAAUACCACGGGAACCAUGGAUUUUUCAGGGAUGAAAGUAGCGUAUGUGUUCAUCCAGAGUGAAAUCUAUUUCUAUUUAAAAUUUCAGCCAAAUCGCUUCAGUAACAAACAUAGACAUACAAACUUUCGCCUUUAUAAUAUUAGUGUAAUUUCCAUUCACAUUAGAGUAAAAUUUACCCUCCUUACUAUAAACAUCCAUACAGGAACAUCAUAUUUUCUAUAGUUUAAUUUAUGUCACGUACUACAUAAAAUUACAAAGGUGCUAUAUUUGUUAUCGAUUCUUAAGCCGGUAUGUCUUCUGGACAUGAAGAUUAUAAUGUUACAUCGAAUAUAAAUUAAAUUAUUAAACUAUGUAUUUAAUCUUACUAUAAAAUCGUCAUAAUACAAAAAAAAAUUGUGUUCUCUUGUUUGGGUUUGCUUUUUUCAAAAUCGAACUAAACCACUAAAACAAAUCUUUUCCCAAAAAUAUAAUCAUAUCUUUUCCGAAAAAAAGAUAUCUUUUCCGAAGAAAAGAUAAAAUUAUAUUUUUAGACAGAAAAUUAUAUAUUUUUUUUGAAAAAUAAAUGAAAUUUAACAAAAUAAUGUCAUUCUAUUAUUUAUCGACAAGCACUGUGUUAUGCGUCGGAGCCAUAUAUGAUUUCAGAUUAGUUUAAAAGAGGCAGACUUGAUUCAGCAUAUUCCACUAACGGGCUCCUACACGGAUGCGAUAUUAAUUAUUCUACAUUUCAAAAAUCUUAUAGUCGAAUUUGAAACAUCACGAUUUUACAUCACAUUAUUAGAAAAAAUAAAAAAAAAAUGUUUAGACACUACAAUAUAUCUAUUUUAUUUAAUUGUAUUCUAUCUUUAUGUAAAAAAUUAGUUUUAAUAACUUCCACAGUUUUUAUCAACCUACAGUUAAUUUUUAUAGUUUUAACAGAAUUAUUUAUUUUACGCAUACUUAAAUAUGCGAGUAGGUAUAUAACUAUAUGGGCACGAAAUAUUUUUAAAAUACGAGUAAAUAGGUACUAGCAGUGGCGUAUCUACCCAGGGGCUAGGCGGUGCAGUGCCCAGAGCUCUCAAGCUCAGGGGGCGCUCGAAUCCUUUCCAAAAAUCUCGAUCGAACCUUCGAAAAUUACUUCCAUUUUCAAAAAAAAAUAUGACAUUUGCAACCCGACUUUAAUCAUACCAACUAAAAUAAACUCUUUAAUCUUUUCUAUUUCGUUUUAUACCAUACCUACACCAAAUAUUGAUCGUAAUAGGGAUGAUGACAGUUUUUUAAAUUGUAUAUAAAUUAAGAGUACGCUAAUAAUAAAGCAAUUUUGUAAAAGUAACAGGGUAUCUGCGAUCAUUACUUUCGGAGCUAUAGGGAUUUAAAGGGUCAGAUUUGCGGCGCUGCCGCGGAUCCCUGAAAAACGCCCCAUACAAAAUGGCUCGAAAAAAUGACGUCAUAGGCAACGUAAUGAUCGUUAGAUUUGUAUGGGCGUUUAAACAAAAUUACUAAUAUCUUUGUUAUUUGUGCGUUUAUCUUUAUAGUUCAUAUAUUAAAAAAUGUCACAUUUAAUGUAAGGAAGCUAAAACUGUAUGAAUUUUCAUCUAAUUACGAUAAAAUAUUUUUAGUAGAUUUUGAAAUUUUAUAAUCUUAUUUAUUUUGCAAAUAUCCAGUCAAUCUUUGCUUUUUAUGUAUAAAUUAGUUAACAUUGACCUUAUUUACCCGAAUGUAUCAUAAAAAUCAAUAUAUUCAAACCUAGUCAUCAUCCCCAUUGAUGUCAUUACUGUUUAAUAUUUUUAUUACCUACCCUCACACACAAAAAGAGCUCAUGAUUAAAAGCUUAUCAUUUUUAAAGUAGGUAUAUUUAAAACUUUUACUUUGUAAAUUCUUACCAGUUUAAAUGGAAGUAACGCCCCAUUUUUUUAAUUGCACCAGAACCCUUGGUUACCUAGCUACGCCACUGUACUAUUUACAGGAUCUGUUGAAAUGUCCAUCGACCAUGUUAUAAUUUAUGAAGAAUCUCUUUUUUUUAUAUUUGAACUAAUGAUAGUAAAUUGUUUUUUUAUUAUUAUUUUCCCUCAAUUAUAAAAACGUUAUUGCAAAUAAGUAGGUACAUUAAUAAGUCAAAAAUAACUACUAACUUUACCAAAGCUAAAUGUGCCUUACUAAUCGUAAUUAUAGCAUUACAUUAAUUAUUAUUUAUUAUAAGUAUAGACAAUUAAAUUAUUAUUUUAUUUAAUUAAUUAAUUAUUAUAUAUAGAUAAUGUAAGUGUAAAAUUACUUAACAAGUCAUGAGAAUGUAUUUAUGUUACAUAGUUAGAUACGUGUUUAUCUAAUCAAAAGUAUAAAAUUAUUUGUUAUAGUUAAUGUCAUCAAACUCUAGAGCUAUCCUUUUCCCAUAGCACUCUGUAGAAAAGGACAAAUUCGUAAUUUUGAUUUAUAUUAAAUUCAAUUUAAUUUAGCUCUGCAAGAUUAUUAAUUGUAUCUACUAUUAAAUUAAAUGUCAAAUUGACCCCACUGUUGUUAUUAAUUUAAAUUUAUCUUGGUGAUACUUGUGUAUGUAUAUCAUUAUAAGUAAUUGUAUAAAUAUAUAUUUUAUUAAUUA